This is a messenger RNA of Somion occarium, 1660 nucleotides long. The record is from the annotation of a GenBank genome assembly. Lineage: Eukaryota; Fungi; Basidiomycota; Agaricomycetes; Polyporales; Cerrenaceae.
UUCUCCUAGACUCUCAAUCAAUCGUCCGCCGUCUUGACCUACAACUUCAUUAUUAUAAUCUUAAGACGCGGCAAAUCGACACGCAAGGGACUCCCUAGGAUCAUUGAUUCGCUAUCAGGCCUUUAUGGAAGUUAGUAUACGUCAGUAUCUUUACUACUUACGCGUUCAUCUCCAUGACUAUGUUUUUCCCAACUUCAGGCCACACUUACUAGUAAUAAGCUUCGGACUUGUGUACGAUGCUCGAAGUCUGAUCACAAUAACCGAACGUAUCUCAUAAAAUGCUCGGUGUGCGAACGGUCUUGGCAUCAUUCAUGUCAUAUUCCACCCGUAGAAGACGAGAAGCUCAUUGAUAUGAUGAUGAUCGCCAGUAGGGAUAGAAAUCAUAAGGAUGGGUUGGACGCUUGGAAAUGCCGGAGAUGCUCGAAACGCGUUGCAGGACCCAGUACUGCACCUGCAACCAGCGUCACUGCGAGCCGUAAACAAGCAGAUCAGUUGCAAUUUGAGCCGAAGGUAGAAAUAAAGGAUGUCAAACCACACAUGGGUCCCAUAGUCUCGACGUCCCACGCGUCUUUGAGCGAGGCAGGUCCGUCUGUGGUCAAAGCUGAACGAAAACAAGCUAAGAACGAUGCUCCGGCCAUGGCAGCUCCCCGGCCCACAAAAGUUGAGAAAAAGCCAGCAAUCCUAGUUUCACAACAUGCCGAGACAGACUACAUCGACUUGACUGAAUCUCCUGCUCAACCGAUUGGUAGGACGUCCUCACAUCCAUUCAUGAAUCAUCAUGUCUCCAGUGCUGGACCUUCCUCUCAACAACGAAAUAUAGCGUUAACUUCAUAUCGGGAUCAAGCUCGUUCACCAAGUCUCUCUUCAUACCGCUCUUCCUCAAUUGCAUCAACUCUUACUACCCCCUCCAACACUGCUUCUCCUCGGUCGAGCAUAAGUCGAGGUCCCUCAACGCCCUUUGCGGAAAUGUCUAUCAAAGACAGAAGUGACCCUAUUGCAAGUACAUCUCGACCUCGGGAGCAUUUAGAUACACCACCAGCCCCACGUCAACCACUUAGAGAAGUAGACCAGUCAAAGACAUCUGCUGCUCUACCUUAUGUUGGCGGCAAAGUGGAUAUAUCUGCACUCGUUCGAACGUUGCGGGCUGAAGGGAAACUCAAUGCUCCUCCAUCUUACCUUCUUGACGCAACCAGAAGCACUACAAUAAUCCCAACUCGUAAAGACCCUGAGUUUGUCAUUAUAGACAAUGACAUCAAGAUGCGUGAAGUAAACGAAGACAUUCGUGAUUCAACCCCUCGGCGUAUCCCAUCACACAGGGACACUAUGUCCGCCGAGCGGUCAACACGAACACCCUCUGCGCGGUCGUCGGAGUCGGGUUCCAUGCCUCCUGUACCACUGGGCUUGGCUCCAGAGUGGAUGCGACAAAUGGACGCAGAUAGACAGAAGGGCGAGCGAGAUGAUCUUGAUCGUCUGUUAGCCAAAUCCGCUCGUGUUCGUCAGCGACAAUACCAAGAGAAGUCGGAGACCACGGCAAGAAGAAAGCCUGUGGCGAGGAGAUUAGGACCUAAAGGUAGAAAGAUGAGGGAAGCGCAGGGUGUGCAGUUCCUAGUUCGCGAAUGGAUUAGCGAGAAUAAACAUCCCGAUUGAAUAUUGAGAGGCC